Molecule: messenger RNA, 2001 nt
Organism: Symbiodinium necroappetens
Lineage: Eukaryota; Dinophyceae; Suessiales; Symbiodiniaceae
Source: the annotation of a GenBank genome assembly
AUGGAGGCCACAAUCAAUCGACAAGCAGCCAUGAAGCUUCGCGCACGCCUGUUGUCAUCGUGGUUGACGCCGGACCAGGCACUGCAGUCAGCUGGGCUGCGAGAUCGCUGGCGGCUGACUGAAGCCGAGCUGCGGGAAUUGUUUGAGGCGGAAGUUGAGGCAGCAUCAUCGCCUGAACAAGUUAGUCUCGAGAAGCAGAGGGCAAUAUCGGCUGCUGGCCGAUGGCGUCUCAGAGUUGAGGCCGGUGUCCAAAGACUUUGUGCACAGCUGCAGAAGCAGGAUCCGGACAGUUUGCUUCCGAUGAUUCUUCGACGGGAGCUUCUAUUCGCCCUUUCGCAAAGUGCGCCCAGGGAAGGCUUCCGUGCUUGGGCGGCUCGUCGGUGCACUGCAAACGACUGGGAAGAACUUCGACAUGCGGGGCCGGCUUCUGGAUACCUCGAUCUCGAGUCCUUCUGCGAGAUGGUUGUGCUCGAGGCUGGCCACAUCGACGAUGCCAAGGAGUGGUUCCAGCAUUUGAAGGACCUCACUGAUGGUUCUACCUGCAUAUCGUAUGCGCUCCUGCGGCAGACAGCGGUAGGUUGCCCUAAGCUGCCGGGUGCGGCAGACUCUGCUGCACCAUGGGAGCCCACUGAGCUUUUACCGAGACUGCUUUCAGUCUGGACAGAUUUGACCGAAGCCUUCGGCUGGGAGAGACAGGAGCUCCGUGAUGUCAUCCGUGACCGUCAGCAGGACAAACUGACGCAGACCGCCGGUCCUCGGGUCAGCCACCAGCAGUGGCUUUACGCUCUGCGUGGCAAGCCUGAGUGGCCGCUGCUCAGUGAAACGGAGGCGCAGGAGGAGGCCCAUCGCCUCGGGGCAUUGGGGCUGACGGCCGACAGGCUGUUCCCAAACCUCUCCGACAGACUUCAGGUCACCAAGAACCUCUUCUUGCCUGGGGAGCUCAUCGUGGUUCGAUACACGCUGAGCGACUUCGGGCACUAUGGAGUUUGUGGGCCGUCGCCCAUGGUUCUCGGCCCAGACCUGCCCUUGGGCAAGGCGCCCUUCGUCGCUGCCGUGCCAGCUCAGCCGGAGCUCGCGGGCUUCGAGGAAGCCUGGAGCCGCAGUGCUCUGGACGUCUCGCUGGUGCGGGGAGCCGUUCGCCUGAGGGCUCCGGGUGCUCUGCGGGGUACCUCCGCGUUCUGGCACCUGCGGAUCUUCGCUUCGGACGAUGGGCGCACCCCAACGUCUGCAGUUAGUGCACCCUUGCUGAUUCAGGUGAUGACAGUACCUCCUGCACCUCCAAGUGAAGUGGUUGCUGAGGGCAGGGACACGUCAAUUUCCUUUAAGUGGGCCGAAUGUGCUCAAAAUGGCGGUGCUGCAGUUGACAGAUACGAUAUAGCUCUCCGGUAUGCGGAGUCAUCCAAGCUGGCAUGGACUGGACAUGCUCAGGAGCCCGUGAUUACAGCCACAUCGCUGACCCCAGAUUGCGACUACACGGUUCAAGUUCGUGCGGCGAACCGUGCCGGCUGUGGCCCCUGGAGCCCAGGGUUUGCUGCGAGGACGGCGGCACGGCCGCCUCCUCCGCAGGUCCUUGCGGUUGGCAGGGAGACUGUGCUGCUGAGAUUGCCUGUUGAAAAGGCAGGAAAUCUGACCGGCUAUGUGGUGAAGGCUGUAUGCUGCACGACCGGCGAGCCAGAGACGUCCGGUGACAGCGAGAUCGUGAAAAGAAGUGGUCCAAAGCAGACAGAAGUGCUGCUGACUGGCCUUCUUUGUGCAACCAGCUAUCGCUUAUGUGCAGCCCGUCUGAAUGCCAGUGACCAGGGCCCGUGGAGCACGUGCAUCCAGGUUCGCACCAAGGCUGGGACACCCCUCCCUCCGGAGAGCUUGACCUGUUUGGAAACCAAGCAAGAGGAGCUAUGUGUCAGCUGGAGCCCACCUCCGCGUGACGGUGGAGCAGCCAUUUGCGGCUAUGUCCUUCGCGCAGUUUGUGGACCGGGCAGUAAGGACAGCGUCCUCUGCAAG